Molecule: messenger RNA, 4833 nt
Organism: Trichomycterus rosablanca
Lineage: Eukaryota; Metazoa; Chordata; Actinopteri; Siluriformes; Trichomycteridae
Product: membrane-associated guanylate kinase, WW and PDZ domain-containing protein 3
Exons: 21
Coding region: 69-4418 (1449 amino acids)
Biological process (GO): signal transduction
Cellular component (GO): cytoplasm; cell-cell junction
Molecular function (GO): protein binding
Source: RefSeq, a predicted model, not a curated record
CUGAUGUUGAAAUAAAGCCUACACAUCUGGAUUGCUGCUGAAAGAAGGAGAGCUCGGACAGAUCGAGCAUGUCCAAGGCGCUGAAGAGAAAGAAGCACUGGUCGGCUAAAGUAAAGGAGUGCGCGGUGUCGUGGGGAGGAACGGGCGAGUUCGGCUCGGUGGUAGAACUGCUCGGGGGAGCCGAACAUGGCCUCUUUCCUUUCCUCGGCCACAUGGACCUGGACGCACUGGUGUGUCAUGUCGGCUCGCUGCCCUAUUAUGGAGACGUGCUGCUGGAGGUGAAUGGUACACCCGUCAGCGGCCUCACCAACCGAGACACGCACGCUGUGAUCCGCCACUUCAGAGAGCCCAUCCGCAUCAAGACCGUCAAACCCGGCAAAGUGCUGAAUACUGAUUUGAGGCACUACCUCAGCCUGCAGUUCCAAAAAGGAUCGCUGGACCACAAGUUACAGCAAAUCAUCCGAGACAACCUUUACCUGCGCACCAUACCAUGUACGACCAGGCUGCCGAGAGAUGGUGAGGUACCAGGAGUGGACUAUAACUUUAUCAGUGUUAGUGAUUUCAGGAUCUUGGAGGAAAGUGGUCUACUUCUUGAGAGUGGAACUUACGAUGGCAACUACUAUGGCACCCCUAAACCCCCUGCAGAGCCCAACUUGGUUCAGCCUGACCUGGUGGACCAAGUCUUGUUUGAGGAAGAGUUUGGCACAGAAGUUCAACGGAAGCGCACUGCCUCUGUCAGCAAGAUGGACCGCAAGGACAGCGUUGUGCCUGAGGAGGAGGAUGACGAGGAGCGGCCAGCGUUGCCAAAUGGCAUUCCAGAGGGAAGUGAAGAGUGGAGGAGGCCGGUGCCCAGCUACACUCAGUCGAACAGCAGCAGCAGUGUUCGUGGAGGUGGUGGCAGUGGUGGAGAACUUGUUCGAACCUGGAACUCUCUCCCCAGAGACGAAAGCCUCGAACCCCUACCUUACAACUGGGAGAUGGCCUACACAGAGACAGGCAUGGUGUACUUCAUUGACCACAACACCAAGUCUACCACAUGGCUGGACCCUCGCCUUGUCAAGAAAGCCAAAUCACCAGAACAGUGUGAGGAUGGAGAGCUACCAUAUGGCUGGGAGGAGAUUGAGGAUGCACAGUAUGGCACAUACUACGUAGAUCACAUAAACCAAAGAACCCAGUUUGAGAACCCAGUUUUGGAAGCAAAAAGGAAACUUGCACAGGAGGCUGCAGCUGCUGCACAGAGCCAAAAGGGGGCAGCACCUGCUUCAGGUGCUGAAGGAGGUACACCAGGUUUCACUAGUGACCCCACUCAGCUGAAGGGCGAGUUAUACCACACAGCUCUGAAAAAGAGUUCUCAGGGCUUUGGCUUUACUAUUAUUGGUGGAGAUCGGCCUGAUGAGUUCCUGCAGGUGAAGAACGUCCUAUCAGACGGACCAGCUGCGCAAGACAACAAGAUGGCCUCUGGUGACGUCAUUGUGGAAAUUAAUGGCACCCUGGUGCUGGGUAAAACCCACUCUGAUGUGGUGCAGAUGUUCCAGUGCAUCCCCAUUAACCAGUAUGUAGACAUGGUGCUGUGCCGUGGAUACUCGUUGCCUCCAGAUGUGCAGGAAGACACCGAGGACCUUCCCCCUCCUCCUCCUCCGCCCCCCACAGCAGGCGAGGUGGUUACAGCUGUACCUCUGAUCAAUGGGCAGCCACUGCUGGUGAAGGGUGACGCUUUGCAUGGUUCCUCCCAGGAGCUUCACUAUCUAACCACCGAUGCAAAUGGACGGCCAGUGGUGGCAGCCCUGCCCAGUGUACCCACUGGUGCCAAUGAGAAGCCUGAGGGUGGUAUGCUACAGCCAGAGCUAGUCACUGUGCCCCUGGUGAAAGGACCCGGAGGGUUCGGUUUUGCCAUCGCUGACUGCCCCCUGGGCCAGAAGGUGAAGAUGAUCCUGGAUGCACAGUGGUGCUGUGGCUUAAACAAGGGUGAUGUCAUCAAAGAGAUCAACAGGCAGAACGUGCAGACGCUGAGCCACGCACAGGUGGUGGACAUACUGAAGGAGUUGCCUGUGGGGAGUGAGGUCAACCUGCUGGUGCUUAGAGGAGGUCAGACGUCUCCAAUAAAGAGUCUGAGACCUAGACAGGAAAUAAGUGCCAGCUUGGAGACCUUGGACCGUUGCCAUGAUGUUGGAGCUCCUCAGGCACUCGCCUAUUACUCAAGCACGUUGCCCUGUAGCUCUCCCAGACAAGACUCCAUGCGUCGCCCUGCCAAGUCUAAAGCCGCUCUAGACAACACUCCCGUAUCUCAGUAUAAAGAUCUGGAUGUUUUUAUAAAGAGGGAUCAAGACACAGGGUUUGGCUUUCGUGUACUUGGUGGAGAAGGACCAGAACAGCCAGUUUACAUAGGAGCCAUUAUACCACAAGGAGCAGCAGAGAAACAUGGCCGUUUGUGGGCAGGCGAUGAGCUGAUGGCUAUUGACGGGAUCAUCGUGAAUGGAAAAUCUCACAAACAAGUGCUGGAUCUGAUGACCAAUGCCGCUCGCAAUGGACAGGUGCUGCUGUCUGUACGCCGAAAGGUCAUCUUCAGGGAUGCAGCUGAUGAUAAUGGGGCACAGAACGUGGCUCCGGAGCUUAUGAAUGGUUCUCCCAGAAGCCCACGCAUUCAAGUCAAAAGUGCUCUGGACCAUGAAAUGUUUGAUAUUACACUUCACCGAAGAGAUAAUGAAGGCUUCGGCUUUGUCAUCCUCACUUCGAAAAGCAAACCCCCACCUGGAGUAAUCCCUCAUAAGAUUGGUCGUAUCAUCGAGGGCAGUCCGACAGAUAGAUGUGGCCUGUUGAAUGUGGGCGACCGAAUAUCUGCUGUUAAUGGCCAGUCCAUAAUCGAGCUCUCUCAUAACGACAUCGUUCAGCUUAUCAAAGAUGCCGGCAGUACUGUCACGCUGUCUGUGGUUCCUGAGGAUGAAUACAAAGGCCCACCAUCAGGAGCCAGUUCAGCCAAACAGAGUCCAGCACUUCAGCACAGGACUCUGAAAUCCAGCACACAGGAUGAAAGGUAUAAUCUUGACAGAGAGGAGCUCAGGGACGAGCUGGCCUGGACGGAUUAUAAAACUCUCCCUUUGAGUGAAAAAGGAAUGCUGUGUGUUACGGGUUCCAAACAGGGCUGUAUUCUUGUGGAGCUGGAGCGUGGUCCUCGUGGUUUCGGCUUCAGUCUCAGAGGAGGGACGGAGUAUAACAUGGGUCUGUACAUUCUGCGAUUGGCCGAGGAUGGACCUGCACUUCAGGAUGGCAGGAUUCAGGUUGGAGAUCAGAUAGUGGAGAUCAACGGUGAGCCCACACAAGGAAUCAGUCACACCAGAGCUAUUGAGCUCAUUCAGUCUGGAGGGAACAAAGUACUGCUGCUGCUGAGACCUGGGCAGAGCCCAGUGGCCGACAACAGCUGUGCAGCAGUUGAUCCUCAAGUCUCUUCACUUCAAAGCCCUCCCAGUGACACAUUACUAUCAGACCCACAACUGUUUGAUGACUCAGCCUUUUCAUUUAGUUUACCCCCUGUAUCUUCAGUGGAGAAAAAGGAAGACAGAGAUGGAAAAGACCCCUCUGCCCUCUCUCCAAGCCUUCCACAAACCAGGGAGAGUCUAUCACCUCGCCGCAAAGGCAGGAGCAAAGAAAGGAGGACUAAACAUCUACACUCGACCUCUCCGUCAACACCGGAGGCCAGAAAUAUCGAGAGAAGUCGGUCAAGAGAGAAAAACAUUGACUCUAGAAGCCCUGAAAGAAAACUAAAUGAUUUCUCUAAACCCCAAAAUCAAUCUAGCAAGUCUCGGAGAUCCAAAGAGAAUCAACAACAAAGUACUCAAGGUUCUGCCAGGCACAGAAAAUCUAGCAAACAACAACGAAGCCGCACAAAGAGUCCGGGAAAAAUGAAUCACGAGGGGCAGGAAGUGCCAGCUAAUCAAAUAAAAGUAAAUAUUUCAAAAAAGGAUGGCAGUGAAUGGGCAGGAAGGGAUCAUUCAAGUGGGAUGCGACAAAACAAGAGAGAGGGAAGGGACAGGAAGACAACAAAACAAGCAAAAGAACUGGAGAAUAAAAAUGGUGAAGGGGAGGUGGAGGUAACAAGCAAAUCGAGAAGAAAGAAAAAGCCGCAAGGGCGGCAGCAAAACAGAGACACCAGCAGAUCCAGAGACAAGAUCAAUGGAUAUCAUGAACCUCAAGAAGCAACACAAAUUCAUCAGAGGAGGAGUAAAGAAUUACAGAGCGAGUCAAAACUAAAUUCAGAUAUAACAGACCUGAAAAAAAGCCAGGAAGACCUGACCCUUACUGAUGAUCCAUAUAGGAAGUUUAUGGCCAGCAAAAUGCUUCAGAUCAACCCUGGACCCUGGAGGAUCCCAAGCUUCGGACGCAUUCUCACUCACGAAGAGGUGAUGCGGGAUUUUCAAGAGUAACCAUUCCUAAAUGUGGAUUUAAUUGCUAAUACUAGGAUACUUUAGUGAUCUGUCCUUCCGAUUACGAUCACAAAGAGCUGUAUUCAGAGUUGGCAAGUAAUGCCUGGUUCACACUACACGAUUUUUGCCCUGAUUUUGGCUCACCGACUGGUCUGUGCUAGAUUUGCCGGCACGGGAGCAACUCGGUGUUCACUCACGAUCGAAACUCGGCUCUAACUCGCUAUGUGUGAACUACUCAACAACAAGCUUGUCAAAUAUCUGGAUCCGAGUUCCCUGACAGGCAAUGAGUGCUAUGUCGAACAGCCAAUGAGAACGCAAUAUCCGGUGUGAGGGGAAACGCAGGGGAGGAGUUGUAAAAAGGUGGGACGGGCAUAAUAUAGUUAAUAUCAGAAUACAUCGGCACACACAAGUUUUA